AUGGAUUUUUUAAAUAAUAUCUUCUUGGUCAUAAUAAGGCGGCUGCCUCGACAGCCACCGAUUCCUUUCUGUGAUGUUUUUUCAUUUCGGAGAUUUAUAUAUUAGUUCAUUUAACACUUCAAUAAAAGUGAGGGGUUUGAGUUUUCUACAUAGUGCUUUACAAAACGGUAUCCGUACCCGUCCUCCCCAAAUUGCUUUCGGAGGAGGUUAAGUUAGCAGGUUGAAAUUAAUGAGAUUGAUGUGUAGUAAUUAGCUUAAGUUAUGCAUGACCGUUGCCCAGGGCUGAACGAUGCUCGUUAUCAUCUAUUAAAAGCUAAACUUUUCCCUUUAUACAUUAUCCUCUUA
Acanthoscelides obtectus is the source of this 345-nucleotide messenger RNA. Lineage: Eukaryota; Metazoa; Arthropoda; Insecta; Coleoptera; Chrysomelidae. The record is from the annotation of a GenBank genome assembly.